Phyllotreta striolata is the source of this 520-nucleotide messenger RNA. NCBI's taxonomy places the organism in Eukaryota, Metazoa, Arthropoda, Insecta, Coleoptera, Chrysomelidae. The record is from the annotation of a GenBank genome assembly.
UUAACAGUUCCUUUCAAUGGCUAAGGGGUACAUUUUCUUGUUUGCUGCUUUCCUGGUUUCGGGCUUUCCGAUAAUGCUUACGCAGCAGAAGGAAAUUUUAAUGGAAGAAGAAAUACCCAUUUUGGAGGCUGACAAACAGGUGGAGUAUAUUAAUAACGAUCGUAUGGGUGAACCGGGCGUUCCUUGCGAAGUGGAGUAUCAGGUGAUGAAGAAAGAAAUUGGAACUUGCAUGAGAUUAGGAAGAACGACACGUGGAUGUGUUGCAGGACAUUAUUUAGAUUUGCUUCAUCCUGAAUGUAUGUAGUUACAAACGCAAAUUGAUGUUACGAUUGUACAGAAAAGUGCUUUUUUAAACUUCAUAGAAAAAUUUUGGGUUAGUCUUUUUGUUUAUUUUGCUUUUGACAAUAAAAUGAGAUUUGAUGAAUAUUGUAAUUUUCUGAAGAAAUAUAUUUUGCUUAACAUUGAAACUAUAAAUUCCUUUAUUUUAUUAAAGGAACUAUCAUGAAUGUCAAGAAAAAAU